AUGAUUACAAUAGUGAUAGUGCUAUUUUUCCAAAUUGUGAUCGCUGAACCGAUUAAAUUCGUUUUGAUCUCAAUUGAUUAUGCGUGUUGGCCAGGAAAAAUGCCCAAUUUUAAGCCAUGUAAGCCGGACGAUGAUGAGAACUAUAAUCGUUUAGAUUUCCUCAAGCAGCGACUAAAGAGCUUGAGAGUUCAGAUGCUAAUCACAGAGCGCUACCGUGACGUCACCCUGAACGAGAAGUACAAGAGCAUUACACAAGAUCUAUUUGUCUAUGGGAGAUGUUUGAUAGUUCUCUCAUGUUUGGUGCUCGUUACUCGGGACGAGCUACUCUAUCACAAUACGGAAGCUUUGCAAAUUCUUUUUAUGGAGAAUCAUACAGACUACAUUGGAUUAGGUACAAUUGUGCAUCUCAAUCAACUGUUAGACUUUGUCGAGUCGUCACUGGUCAGUGCAUUUGAUUUUGGUUCUGACGAGGGAGGAGCUAACUAUUGGAUACACAGCGAGGGAACUAAAAUGCUGGGCGUGGUUCGGCUGCGUCAAUUGCGUUUGAUCAAUGAGAAAUUUGGCUGGGGUAAGCCCGAGUUCUCAAAUGUCAAGUAUAUGCCCGAUUGGGAAUUACCCUAUCGACGUCUGCACUACACGGAUAAGUAUUGGCGAAUCUAUGAUCCCUGGUUGCCCAUCUCUGAUAGCUUCGACUUCACAGAUGCCAUCCUAAUGAACUUUGAGCAUGUCGGCCAAUUCCAAAACUAUCCAGAACUGAAAGGUUAUGUCACCAUGCUUGCACGGAGCAAGCAGAAUUCCAUGAAGAUUCUAGACUUCCUCUCAGAAUACCAUUGGCUAACAUUUAAUACAUCAGCGGUAUUCCUAGACUUUACGCUUUACAAUGUCGAUGCAAAUAUAUUCAGUGUGUGCACCCUACGUGUGGAACAAACUCCGUUUGGUAGCGCAAUACCCGAUAUUGAUUGCGAUAGUGUUAAGCUCAUUGAGGAACUGGAACAACUACCCUAUAUGGAUAUCAUUGUAUUGAUUAUAUAUAUUGUAGUGGUACUGCAAUUUACACAGUCCUUCAUCUGUACUGUAUGGUAUGAGCCAUCGAAGAUGAAAAGCAUAUGGUACAAGAUGGAUUUGAUUAUAAUUGUGCUUAACAUUCUUGUGAUGAUCCUAAUCGCAGUGCGUGCAACCCUAGUACAAGGGAUGCUCAAGAGAUUAGAGGGUGCCAACAAACUGGAAUACCUGAACUUUCGAGCUCCAUCUCGAUUGCAUAGCCUAACCACCAUACUAAUCGGAUUCCUUAUCUGUUUAAUGACGCUACGAGUGUGGAAGAUUUUGCAGUUCUCCAAAGUUUUUCAGCUCUUCACCCAAACAUUUGCACUCGCCUGGAAGGCUUUGGCUAUCACCAUGAUAAUGAUCCUAAUUAUUCUAAUGGCUUUUGGGAUUGCAUUUGCUACCAUUAAUGGCAAUAAUAGUGCCCAUUUUAUUCGAUUACUCACAAGUAUCAUCACAGCCUUGUGCUUCUCAUUUGGAUUUAGCUCGGAGAUCAAACCUCAGGAGGUAUUCCACGGAGGCGAGUUUUUCGGCAUGUUCAUGUAUGCGUCUUUGGGUUUCGUCGUCUCUGUUUUGUUGAUCAAUUUUUUUAUAAUAACAAUCAGCGAGUUUUUCAGCACCGCACGAGCUGAACGCGAUGCCAAAACCAAAAGGCGAAUUAGUUUUUUCGAGUUCCUUCGCGUGGAGUAUAACGAUUUCAUUAGUUUCUUUCUGAAACUAUCCUGUUUCAGAAAGGGUUACAAACGAAAUAAUCGAACUGUCGCUGAGAAUAUCGAGCGCAUAGUAGAACAUAGGAUAGCACAGGAUAUUGAAAGGAAGGCCGAGCUACGCAAGAAAAGGUCAAUAUUAUCCGCCAGCACACAGAAGCCUCCUCCUCCGAAGGAUGAGGAAACUCUGCAGGCAGAGUACAGAGAACGUAUCGAGCAUAUACUGGCCAUUUCCUCCAUCAUGAAGACUCAAAUAGAAAUACUUAAGCAUCUACUCUUUUCCAAUAAAUCAAUGAAGAAACAAAAAUCAUCUAAAAAUGACGAUGACAACCCGUAUCUCGAUGACGAUCUGAACAUGGAUGAGGAUGAGGAAUCUGAUGAUCAGACAACCGAACAAAAGGACAAUACUAAGAAAGAUGAGAAUGAGGUAUGAAUUAGAAAUGCGAUCAAAAAACAUUAAGACAUCGGAAGUAGUCUAAAUCGCAUAAUCUUAAAGCAAUCUCUUUGCCACUUAGUGUAAUAUAAUAAAAGCUUUUCGAAAGAA
Drosophila innubila is the source of this 2292-nucleotide messenger RNA. RefSeq names its product polycystin-2-like. Gene Ontology annotation, cellular component: membrane. The transcript has a single exon. Bases 1 to 2181 code for a protein of 726 amino acids. Gene Ontology annotation, molecular function: calcium ion binding; calcium channel activity. The record is from RefSeq and is a predicted model, not a curated record. NCBI's taxonomy places the organism in Eukaryota, Metazoa, Arthropoda, Insecta, Diptera, Drosophilidae. Gene Ontology annotation, biological process: detection of mechanical stimulus.